Molecule: messenger RNA, 720 nt
Organism: Diachasma alloeum
Lineage: Eukaryota; Metazoa; Arthropoda; Insecta; Hymenoptera; Braconidae
Product: probable serine/threonine-protein kinase clkA
Exons: 4
Coding region: 7-720 (237 amino acids)
Cellular component (GO): extracellular matrix
Source: RefSeq, a predicted model, not a curated record
UCAAAAAUGUACACCUCAGUGACCCAGAUAAUGCUGACGUUGAUGGUGAGUCUAGGGGUGGUUUAUGGCGAACCACCGCUGAGCAACCAGUAUGGCGUUCCUGCGAAUUUGCCGGUAAGCAACAAUCAAGUAUCCCACGGAGGCGUAACAAAUAGCUAUGGUGCACCACUGGGAUCGGACGGCCAUCACGACGAGCAUCAGGAUUACAUCGACAGUCAGCCGAAAUCCUACGAUUUUGGAUAUGCCGUUAAAGAUUCCGCCACGGGAAAUGACUUUGGUAGACGUGAGAGCAGUGAUGGUGAAACAGUACGGGGCGAAUACCGUGUACAGCUUCCGGAUGGGAGGGUACAGAUAGUGACGUAUACGGCCGAUUGGAGAACUGGCUUCCAUGCGGAUGUCAGAUACGAGGGGGAGGCGACCUAUCCAGAUCAGUAUAAUACUGGUUAUAACAAUGGUUAUAAUAAUAAUAAUAAUAAUAAUAAUAAUGGGUAUAAUAAUGGAUACAACAACGUUAACAAUUACAACAAUGGGGCUGGAUAUAACUAUAAUCAGAACCAGCCGCAAGGAUUCAACUACAAUCAAGGAGGUAAUUACAAUACUCACAGCAACCAAGGAAACUACAACAACUACCAGUACCCAUCGAACCCAGAUUACAACAACUACAAUAAUCCCAAUUCAUUUGCCCCAAGACCCACGUACGGAACACCGCAAUUUCACUGA